GAAGCGAAGGGCAAACAAAAUAUAGCAAAGGAUCCUGCGUAAUGCUUUGAUUAUGGCCAGCAGAAUGGACAAGGACUCAUAGUAGACGAGAGUGGGAUCGAUCGAGCCAGCGUACCAAUGUCAAAUCAUGCAGCAAACCCUCUCGUACUCAUCAUCAUCGCCAUCCCCAUCCCCGAUGCCAACGCCGGCCGGAGCACCGCCACAUACCCCAGCGACCAUCCAUGCCCCCACCCACAGCCAUCCGCGACCAGGCUCAACAGGCAGCGAUCCCAACAACAGGUACCAGCCGGCCAUCAUUCCGGUUGACUACAGCUACCACACCCACCCGCAGCAGCAGCAGCAGCACCCUCACCAUCACCCGACCAUGGCCCCCUCAACGUACACAUCGACACAGAGCUUCAUCCGCCAGCCAACGGCCAGCACAGUGCUGGAGCUGGGCUCGGAGCGGGACUCCCAGCCAUACAGCAGUCUCUUUGGGGAUCCCGUGCCGCCGCCCACGCAGGUGGAGGAUUACUUCGGGACGGCGGCCUUUGAGACUUUGCGAUCUUCCUCGCUGGAGAUACCCAGCUCGGAGGAGGAUGCCCUUGUGGCCGCCGUGGCGCUCAAUGCGCUGAUGGGCAACGAGGCUCGGGUACGGCAGAGGAUCUUCUCGAAUAUUCCCUACACACGGACACCGCGGGCAUCGCUCAUUCCGCACCUUCAGCCGCCCGAUAUCCAGAUCCUGCCCAACUCCAGCGGUGGAUCGAGCUCCGAGCAGCUGGGCUCGCCCAACUAUCGACUCCUGGCCCCCGACGACAUCCUCAAUAAGCCCGACAUGUACGACCUGGCGAACCCCAGUGAGGAAACGCAGUACAUGCCGCGCCUCGACUUUGAUCGGGAGGAGGAGGAGCGAACACAGACUCCCAGCCGCAAGCAGAAUGUCUCCACCAUGACCUCAGAUGACCAUCAUCAUGGCUUGCUGAAUGACUCCUACUCGGGCAGGGACUGGUUUCGUCCUGCUCCGCAGCACUUUCCGGAGUUUACGCGCAUCCCCAAGCUGCGGCCCAGCUCGAAGAACGUCAUGUCCAUGAAGCAGGAGGAUGUGCCGCUCUCCCCGCUGGCCACGAUGAUCCAGGACAUGAACAGCUCCAGCAGCGGAGGCGAGGAGCGGCUAGCCACCGACGCAGAGCAGCAGUCAGACGUCAUCCUCUCACCGCAGCACUAUCUGGAGCAGCAGCUGGAACGGAUGAGUGCGGUGAGUGAGCGACAGCUGCUCGAGGACUACAGCCCGCCCACGCCUCCACCGGCUGACCCGCCGCCUUGCCACCAGAGAAGCCGCCGAGACACGGAGGAGAGUGUCGACUCUCGUCCAUCCACAAUGAAGCGAGAAAUGUCUCCGAUCAUCAUCAAGGACUCCAUCACCGUGGGCGGGGACUAUCGCGUGGACCAGCCUCGGCCACACAAGAAGACUGCAUUUACCAUCCUCACAGUGCGCUCGCCGCAGACCUCGCCGGCCAGGAGAACCGCCGCUGCCGCCGCCAGGAGGCAUGCUUCCAUACAGUCGACAUCGACUACCUCAUCCAUGGCCACCAAGCCCCCGAUUCUGCCGCGUCGCAGGACUCCCAGCGACACUCGACUGCCUGAGCUGCCAGGAUCCCAGAUCUAUACGCAGUCGCAGCCGCAUCCAUUCCACACAACCGAUGACUCGCCACGGCCUUCGGUGCAGUUCAAUAUGAGCGGGCGGCACAGUCGCAGCAAGCUGGCGACACCCUCGAAGGGCAUCCUCCAGCAGAGGGACUCGCUCACCUCCUCCAUAGACACGUACACCCCGCGGGCGCAGCGACGCGGCUCCAUGGGCAUCAGUCUGCCGCAGCAGCAGCAGCAGCUGUCGUAUGGCCAGCGGAUCAAGAGCAUGGAGAGCCUGCCGCUGAUAACCGAUCCGUAUCGAAGCGCCAUUCCCCGACUGCACUACUCCACCAUGGACCUGGGCAAGGAAGCGGCGGCCUUUCCACCUGGGGCACUGCCUCGCCCACUGAAGCCAAACAACAACCCAACGCGAAAGCAGCGCGGACUCCUGAAGGUUAUUAACCGGGAGGAGGCGCUCGCCCACAUCCCGCCCCGCUCCAACUGGUGCAGCCUGGACGACCUGGCUCUGGGCCCGAGUCCCCAGGCAUCCUUCGACCCUGGUCAUGCGCAGGGUCGUCGUCGUUCCAGCUCCACCUCACCGGAGCGAAGGAGCUCCACCCAAACGGCCUCGGACCGACGCAGCUCCAACCUGAGCAGCAUAACCGCCACCACCUCGGACUUUAGCUUCCGCCGUCCAUCGCUUGCCACACUGCCAGCGUCGCGGCUGCGUCGCAAGUCGGUGCAGGCGCCACUCCCCGGGCGCAGCCCGCGCCGACAGUCCAUUUACCAAAGGGACCCGAAGCCACCGCCGCAUGGGAAGCAUGGAAAGAUCGCGAAGCCCAGCAGCUUGUCCCCGAUUCUCGGGACGCCCAACAAGGACAGCAGCUCAGGACAGAGUCCCACCCAUGGAUCCUCGCUGAUGGAUCGCCGUGGAUCCUCGCUAAUGGUUCGCCGUGGAUCUUCGCAGAUGGGACACCAAGGAGACGCUGCCGACACGCAGUCCGAGGUGUCGACGCGUCGGGACUCGCUCUCCCGCAUUCCCAUUCGCAGUCGUCCUGGAUCCCGGGUAGAGUCUCGUUCCAGUUCACCGUCAAAGGAGUUUAUGGCCACUAUGCCCACCGCAUCGGGGCGCACCUCACGGGCCAGCACGAGUCGUUCGCCCUCGCGGGCGAUGGUGCACAGCAGGACGCCGUCCAGGGAGAGUGCGCGACCCGCAGAAUCGCGAUCUGUAUCCAGGGGCCCGCCCUCCAGGCCAAGUUCUCGCAUGGAGCAGGCCCGAGAGCAGGCCAACUCCCGCAGCAACUCCAGGGCCAACUCCCGAUUGAGCAUAAACUCCUCGCUGCGAUCCUCCAGCGUCUCACCCGUCACCAUGGCAAGGAACAGGAGCAUACGGGGCACCACGCCGCAGCCCGGUCGCAAGAAGUCUAUCUCAUUGAGUCCAAGCAGCGGUAUGUUGGGGCGUCGAAAGUCCAUCAGUCCAGCGGCCAUCACGCAGGGCGGGCGAAUGUCUGUGGCUGUUAGAGGGAAGCCAGAGAUUCCGGAGAGUUUGUCGCGUCGCAACUCCCGCUCCCGCAUACCCACGCGACAGUCGGACAAGACGGGAUCUGCCAAGUCGCCGACGUCUUCAUCCAAGAAACGUUCAAAGUCCCCCGAGAAGACAAAGGGAACGCCGGCAAUGACACCCAAGGGCGCCAGAGCGGGCAAAGUGCCGCCAAAAGGAAGCCCCAAGGCAAAGGCCACACCCAAGCAACCUGCAAGUGCCAAACCCAAGUCCAGGACAGAAUCUGUGAGAGCUGUGAAGACCGCGGAGCGGACACCGGUUGCCAGAAGGGAACAGGCAACAGCAACGAAGAAGCCAGCCCCCAAAGCACCAACAUCCACAGCAGCGAAGGAUGCAAAAGGCGAGAAGGGAAAGGUAUCAGCAGCCAAGGCACAACCAGUGGCUCCUCCACGCACCAAAUCCCAGCAGAUGAAAGCCAAACCACCGGUAGGUGCCACAACGGAUACCAAAAGACCGCCUGCAACCACAGCCACCAAAGGACAGGGCACGGACAGGAAUGUGCACGAAAAAGUUGCCAAUGGAGAGAUGACUCCACUGGCUGCACAGGUGGGUAACGUGGUGCUCCAGGCAGCCGAAGCGGUUCCGGCGGUGACAAGCGAGGUGCCCAUUCCCUCAACACCAGCAGAGAGGCGCAGAGCACAAGGAGCAAACAUGUCCAAGCUGGUCCGGAUGAGCUCUCGCCUGAGCAUGCUCAGCCAAAAGAGCCGCUCGGAUUCGCCACAGAAUCGGAAGGUGGCAUCAGUGCCAGAGACCACGCACGAAACCGAAGAAGCCACGGGGCAUAGUUCUCUGAUGAAGUCUGAUGGGAGCCUGCCUGCCGCCGCCAUUCUGGAAAAGUCACAGAAAACUCUCGAGAACAUACAAAAGACCGUCACGGAGGCCACGGAUGAGAUCCACAAGACGAUCAGCGAGAACCUCACCGAUCUAAAGACUCUGGAGAACGACAUGGGCCGAGCCGCAGAUGCCUCUCCCGCACCCACUCCCACCUCUGGCACGAUGCACGCCAAGCCAGGCGACUCGGAGUCACGUACGGGGACAGCGGAUGGUGGCAAUGCAGCCCAGAGCUCCGCGGAGCAGCCAAAGUCUCCGUUUCCACCCACACAGCCCAUCGAGGCAGCCGUCUCUGUGGUGCAUCCGGAUGAGCGUGCCACGAUAUCCAGUGUGCCCGAGGUGGAGUGCGAGAGCUCCGACCUGCCUACAGUUCGGGACGUGUCCGAGUCGGAUCUGGGCGGUCAUGUGAUGCCAACGCCCGAGAGCGGUGCGGACUUCAAGGUGGACGCCAAGCGACGCUCGCCAGACGGACAGGGCGGCUCUGCGGCGGGCAGUGGUGGCAUGGCAAAAACCAGCAGCCAAGAGUUUCUGGAGGCAAAGGACAAUAAUGCCAAUAAGAAGGGAUUGUGUCGCUGCUGCUCCUCAUUGUGCAUGCCCUGUCGCCGCUCUCGAUGCUCCCGCUGCUGCUUUAGACGCGAACGGAACACCUCAGCCGAGGACCAGCCUGUGCUAUGGAGUGCAAACAGUAGUGCCACAACCGCCACCAAUGUCCAAGUGAUUGAUGAGACCAAGCCGCAGAAGAAAAAGUUGACGGACUGGCUCAAGUCGAGCUGCUGCCGAAGCUGCCGGAAGAAGCCACCGCCCGGGGACACAGACAAGCCAGAGCCGCCGAGCGUGAAGCAGGAGACCAGCAUGAAUACGGGACCAAAACGUGGAGGCAAAUGUGGCCUCUGUUUGAGCAAAUUUUUCUGCUGUCGCUCAGUGAACAAAGUGGACGAUACGGGCAAUGAAACCGAGCUGAAGAAGUGCUGCUUCUGCAUACCAUAUCGGAGGAAUCGCAGCAAGGCGAAGGGUAGCUCCGUUUCCUGGAGGGAUCAAGAUCCAGAGCUUGGCAUCAAGCCCACUGACACAUCAGUUCUGGAAGGUGCCUCCGAGGCCUCAACGACAUCGGCAGCUGCGGAUGCUACGGCUCCAAUGGCAAAAGAGGGUUGCUGCAAGCGUUUCUGGCUAAUGAUGCUCUGCUGUCGCAAGAAGCCGCGUCGUGAAUCGAAUGCUCGCCGACAGAGCAUCAGAGCCCCGCCGCCCAGUGAGGACACUCGCCGGAAGCUGCAUAACGACCUCGUCGAGCAUGCAUCCAAGAUGAAGGGAGCCAUUCCUGUGCUGCCGCUGUACUUGGCUUGGUUCUGUGCCUUCUGCAAUGUCGUCUUUCCAGGCUUAGGUACGCUGCUGUCGGGGCUCCUUUGCUUGUGUGUGGGCAUUCCGCGGUUCUCGCAGUACGACAGCGCACGGGCUCGGAUCGGAUCGUUCAUAAUCAACAUUAUUGUGGCAGUGUCGCAGUUCUGUUGUGUACUCUUCUGCUUCGUGGGCUGGGGCUGGUCCAUUUGGUGGGGUACUAUUAUGCUGAAAUGUGCAAAGAAACUUAGCAAGAUCAAAAAGGUGGAACGGCUGGAAUUGGAGGAGGAACAACGACAGGCCAAGCUGGCGGCCACUGCGGCUGGAGAGACUGAGCCGGCAAAGACAUAGUAAUCCAGUCCACCAGGACACAUUCAAGGGACGUGAUUUUUUUUAUACAAUUGUGUACAUACCUUUGUACAAAAC
This is a messenger RNA of Drosophila subobscura, 5755 nucleotides long. RefSeq names its product protein stum (gene stum). Bases 128 to 5680 code for a protein of 1850 amino acids. Lineage: Eukaryota; Metazoa; Arthropoda; Insecta; Diptera; Drosophilidae. Gene Ontology annotation, biological process: sensory perception of mechanical stimulus; proprioception; taxis. Gene Ontology annotation, cellular component: sensory dendrite. The transcript is spliced from 9 exons. The record is from RefSeq and is a predicted model, not a curated record.